Candida tropicalis MYA-3404 is the source of this 387-nucleotide messenger RNA. RefSeq lists its product as uncharacterized. The transcript has a single exon. The record is from RefSeq and is a predicted model, not a curated record. Lineage: Eukaryota; Fungi; Ascomycota; Pichiomycetes; Serinales; Debaryomycetaceae. Bases 1 to 387 code for a protein of 128 amino acids.
AUGGUACUUCUCGUAAGUUUAUCAUUAGUGGUGUCGAUGAAGAUUACUCCACUUCUGAAUAUAUUUACUCAGUUGAUUUCACCAAUGCAUUUGAUGGUAAAACAUGUUCUGAUGAGGAUUUUGAAGAAUUUGUCGCUAGACAAAUUGAUGAUAAUGAACCAAUUUGUGUUUAUGGACAUCGUGAAAAAUUCAAGAGAAGAAAGCAAGAUGCUAAAUGUUUUGUUAAUAAACUUUUUGAAGAUGUUAAAGUCAUUGAUGAUCCUUGUCAAUGUACUGAAGUCGAUUUUGAAUGUAAUGUUGGAUUUAAGUUAUCUGAAAAGGGAGCACAUGUUUGUGUUCCUGAUGCUAAGCAAAUUUCUAAAAUGUGUCAAUCCAAGAAAGAAUUGA